UGAGAGUAGAAGAUCGGCGCCCCGCCGGCGACGUACCGUGUUCGCGGCUGUGGCUGUAUCAUUAUACAUCAAUUUGUUCCGUACCCAUGGAUGAAACUUCGGGCUCCAUGGAAUAUACCUCUCUUAUUUCCUGUACAUCAUCCACUACAUUAAUCCGACUCACUUAGAACAUGCUAUCAAAACAGGUCAUCGCUGUAGCACGCAGUCGUGCUUUUCUUGCAAGCAGAAAUGCCCAAUAUCGUGACACUGCUGUAUCGUUGUCGAAAGGAUGGAAAGUCGCCAGCUCGCAAAUGAGAUGCGCACAGUUCCACUCAUCACAUCUCCUCCAAGUCGAGACCGUAAAAGUGCCACAGAUGGCAGAGUCCAUCUCCGAAGGUACUCUUCGGUCUUGGUCAAAACAGGUUGGGGAUAGCGUCGAGGCUGAUGAGGAAGUCGCGACAAUUGAGACGGAUAAGAUCGAUGUUUCUGUGAACGCGCCUAAAUCAGGGAAAAUUGUGGAGCUGCUCGCACAAGAGGAUGACACUGUCAACGUCGGCCAGGACCUCUUCAGAAUCGAACCCGGUGAAUAUGAUGCAUCUCCCGCCCCUCAAGAACAGAAAAAGGUAGACCCUGAAGAACCCAAAGACCAACAACUGGAUAAGACCACGCCGGAGCCUCUCGCACCCUCAGGUGUCGACAGAUUGAGUAGCGGAAUUCCUCCUGAGACUCCUAAGGAGUCCAAGAAGGAAGUGAAGCAGGACUCCAAACCAAAGGAGGUCAAGUCAAACGCACCUCCCGCUGCGCCAAAAGCACCAGGCAACCGGGGUGAGACUAGGGUCAAGAUGAACCGUAUGCGCCUGCGCAUUGCCGAACGUCUGAAGGAGUCUCAAAACGCUGCCGCUUCGCUCACAACCUUCAAUGAGAUCGACAUGUCGUCUCUCAUGGAGAUGCGAAAGAAGUACAAGGAUGAGGUGCUCAAGGAACAUGACGUUAAGCUAGGCUUCAUGAGCGCGUUCGCUCAUGCGUGCGCGCUGGCACUGAAGGAGAUUCCUGCUGCAAACGCAUCUAUUGAGGGUGACGAGAUUGUAUACCAUGAUUACGUCGACCUCAGUGUUGCUGUCGCGACUCCGAAGGGUUUGGUCACUCCCGUAGUGAGGAAUGCCGAGAGCAUGGGCUUUGUUGAUAUCGAGAAGGAGAUUGCCGCUCUCGGCACUAAGGCCAGGGACGGGAAGUUGACUCUCGAGGACAUGGCAGGAGGCACCUUCACCAUUUCCAAUGGUGGUGUCUUCGGCUCAUUGUACGGAACGCCCAUCAUCAACUUGCCACAGUCCGCUGUGCUAGGCAUGCACGCUAUCAAGGACAGGCCUGUCGUAGUCAACGGCCAGAUCGUCAUCCGACCCAUCAUGGUUGUCGCUCUCACCUAUGACCACAGACUACUCGAUGGUCGGGAGGCAGUUACAUUCUUGGUGAAGGUUCGUGACUACAUCGAGGACCCCCGCAAAAUGCUCCUUGCAUUGAAUUGAGUUUUCCUUGGAGAAUUUUGUUUGCGAAAGACCCGCAGCUAAGCGCGCUUGUUCUUAUGAGUUACAGUAAUUUCGCAGCCCACAUCUUCAAUGAUAGUUGCCUUGGUCUGCAGCAGGGGCAGGGGGCCCUUAGGCUAGAUAGUAUCGUCCUGCAUGGAGUAGUACUCGGACAAAAAUGGAAAUAAAAUCAAAACAAAAACAUUCCUUGGUCCAUCCCAAGUUGUCAUGUCGCUCUAUAGAAGGCUCUCACU
Messenger RNA from Suillus bovinus, 1753 nucleotides. RefSeq lists its product as uncharacterized. Bases 171 to 1502 code for a protein of 443 amino acids. Lineage: Eukaryota; Fungi; Basidiomycota; Agaricomycetes; Boletales; Suillaceae. Gene Ontology annotation, molecular function: dihydrolipoyllysine-residue succinyltransferase activity. Gene Ontology annotation, biological process: tricarboxylic acid cycle. The record is from RefSeq and is a predicted model, not a curated record. Gene Ontology annotation, cellular component: oxoglutarate dehydrogenase complex. The transcript has 8 exons.